UUUGUGGUACAGCAGAAACUAAUACAUUGUAAAACAAUUAUACUCCAAUAAAGAUUAAAAAAUAAUAAAUAAAUAAAAUGUUUCUUGUAACUGAAAAAAACAUCAUGUAGUGAGACAAAUAAGUUGAAAUAAAAGCCAUGUAAGCUUUAUUGCCUCAAAUAUGUGGAGGCUGAUUAUUGCCUUGUUUGAUCAGACUUCUAAACUGUGAACACUUCGAGGAUGUACAGGGGCUGUGUCUUCUAUUAACACAUUGAAUUAAACAAUGGAAUACCUACUACAGUCCAGAUAUUGUGCUGGGGAUAUUGUGGUGAACAGUGGAUAUGUUCCCUGCCCUCAUGGAGCAUAUAGAAUAGAAGGAAAAGAAAAGUGAUAAAGUAAGUAGUUACAAAAAACUCAAUGAGUAGAAUGAUUGGGGAAGUACAAAGGAGAGAGGUCUGGUCUAGUGAACCCCUCAGGACAUAAUAUGUGAGAUUAAAAAACUCUUAGUACCUUGACAUAGAGGGUGCUUGUACAUACUUGUUUAAUUGGUAAACAAAAAAGAUCCUGUAAGUUGAUUCUUGGGCUGACUCAGAGGUUCAUAUACAGUCUUUGGUUAAGAGUACAGUACACGAAGAGAUCCAAACUGAACUGCAUUUCUAGGUUCAUGUGUGAACAAAUCUACACCCCUCAAUGAACCAGGGACUCUAUAGACUAAAGAUAACCUGGGGCCAAACUGAACUUUCCAGGUAGCUCUUGAAAUACUGAGCUUGAGCUGACUAUGCAUCUCCAGAACUGGAGUAGAUUCAGAUCUGCUGGGGAGGAAAAGUAGAGGAGAAUGUGAUUUAUCCAACACUUAAUUUUUUUCCCCUUUAGCAGGAAGUCAUUAUGCGACUAACACAUUUUCAUCAGAUUUCCUCUGAUUUACCGUGAAGUGUAUGUGAGAAUGAUGUGCACUGCCAAGAAAUGUGGAAUUAGGUUCCAGCCUCCGGCUGUUAUCUUAAUCUAUGAGAAUGAAAUGAAGGGGAAAAGUCGCCAGCGCAUCAUGCCUGUCCGAAACUUUUCAAAGUAUUCAGAUUGCAGCAGAGCUGCUGAACAAUUAAAGAAUAAUCCACGACACAAGGGUUACCUGGAACAGGUAUCCCUGAAGCAACUGGAGAAGUUAUUCAGUUUUUUACGAGGUUACUUGUGGGGGCAGAGUUUGGCAGAAACAAUGGAACAAAUUCAGCGGGAAACAACCAUUGAUCCUGAGGAAGACCUGAACAAACUAGAUGACAAGGAACUUGCCAAAAGGAAGAGCAUCAUGGAUGAACUUUUUGAGAAAAAUCAGAAGAAGAAGGAUGAUCCAAAUUUUGUUUAUGACAUUGAAGUGGAGUUCCCACAGGAUGAACAACUACAGUCCUGUGGCUGGGACACAGAGUCAGCUGACGAGUCCUGAUAACCAAAAACUAAAAAAAAAAAUUAUUGGGUAGCAGAAAAUCCAUGUUUAUACAAGACCAUAGAUUGGUUGUAGAAAAAUCUGUAAAGAACACUAUGCAUAUUGGGUCA
Molecule: messenger RNA, 1524 nt
Organism: Aethalodelphis obliquidens (Pacific white-sided dolphin)
Lineage: Eukaryota; Metazoa; Chordata; Mammalia; Artiodactyla; Delphinidae
Gene: CEP19
Product: centrosomal protein 19
Exons: 2
Coding region: 923-1414 (163 amino acids)
Biological process (GO): microtubule anchoring at centrosome; trans-Golgi to periciliary membrane compartment transport
Cellular component (GO): ciliary basal body; centrosome; spindle pole
Source: RefSeq, a predicted model, not a curated record